GGGGGUGGGAAAUAGUCCGUUGGCCUUAAAUAUAUCCAAAUCAGUUCGAAAUGCUCUCUCUUUGACUUUGAUUUCUUAAACCCUAAUUAUGGAGCAUCUCAUUAAACAAGAAACCCAAAUUCAAAUUUAGUUUUUUUGCUGAUUAUCGACUUCAAAAUUCGAUUUUUCAACAGAUUCUAAGACAAAAUAUGGGAGAGAACUCGUCAGCGUCUGAAGAAAAGACUCAAAAGGCCAGGAAUCGGAUGACAAAUGUUUACAUCUGGGACAUGGACGAGACCCUUAUACUGCUCAAGUCUUUGCUGAAUGGAGCUUUUGCUGAGGCUUUUAAUGGUUCAAAAGAUGUAAAGAAAGGUGUUGAGCUUGGGAGAAUGUGGGAGGAUCACAUUCUGAAAAUGUGUGAUGACUAUUUCUUCUAUGAGCAAGUUGAGAACUACAAUAAGCCUUUUCUUGAUGCUUUGAAGCAAUAUGAUGAUGGUUUAGAUCUUUCUGGUUAUGAUUUUAACCGAGAUGGGUUUAGUCCUGAUGAUCCCUGUUUCAAGAAGCUAGCAUACAGGUUCCGAGCUGUUGGAUAUAAGUAUAAACAGGGUUUGCAAAGUAUUUUUGAUCAAGAAAUGUUGAGUUUCUUGGAUGAAUUGUAUAGUAUGACUGACGAAUAUACAGAUAGAUGGCUAUCCUCAGCAUUGGCUUUUCUGGAGCAGUGUUCAAGUGGAGAAGAUAACGCAACUUCUUCUUUUAGUUCAAGCAGUGGAAUCACUGACUGCACUAUUGCAAAAUUCCAACAUGUAAAUAUUUUGGUGACUUCUGGAUCAUUGAUUCCUAGCCUUGCAAAAUGUUUACUCUUUCGACUUGACAAUUGGAUAGCGCAUGGAGACGUUUACAGCUCAUGGGAAGUGGGGAAACUCCAGUGUUUUCAAUGGGUCAAGGAACGUUUUAACGAUCCAAAUGUCCGGUUUUGCGUAAUUGGAGAUGGAUGGGAAGAGUGUGAGGCUGCACAAGCAAUGCAAUGGCCAUUUGUAAAGAUUGAUCUGCGACCUGGCAGUUCUCACAGGUUCCCAGGCCUCUCUCUUAAAACAAUAGGGUACUAUUUUUCUGUUGUGUAUGGAAAUCAAGACGCUGAAAAUGAUGAAGAGUAAGUUAUCACACCAUCUGUAGUAAGCAAAGAUUUGCUUUCCCAGAUUUUUCUUUGUAUUAUAAAAUGAGAAGUGAUUAUUGGGAAUUGGAUGUCUUUGUGGAGAAAAGAAAUAAAUGUAUGAAUCAGGCCUAACCCUUCACCAGUGUUCCAUUAAUAUUAAAAUUAUAUCAAGUGGAUUUUCUUUUCC
Mangifera indica (mango) is the source of this 1319-nucleotide messenger RNA. RefSeq names its product eyes absent homolog. Bases 189 to 1133 code for a protein of 314 amino acids. The transcript is spliced from 5 exons. The record is from RefSeq and is a predicted model, not a curated record. Gene Ontology annotation, molecular function: protein tyrosine phosphatase activity. Gene Ontology annotation, biological process: positive regulation of DNA repair; cell differentiation; multicellular organism development. Gene Ontology annotation, cellular component: nucleus. NCBI's taxonomy places the organism in Eukaryota, Viridiplantae, Streptophyta, Magnoliopsida, Sapindales, Anacardiaceae.